AUGGCUUCCACCAUGUUUCUCCAUACAUUCCUCUCCAACUUCCCCGCACCAGCUGUUAUCAAGCGGGCCAUCUCCAAAUGUCUCUCCUGCAAGUUGGUCGUCGAUAUACACCUCAAAGUGCUGACAUCUCUGCUGGGAAUCAGCUACCAAGAAAACACUAUCCUCAGGGAUGUCGACAACGCCGGAGACGAUCUCUUGCCAACCUCGAACACUCAAUCUACUCAUCUUCCGCACCUUAUAAUACACACAAUGAGAACUUCAAGCAUCCUCAUCCUCGGUUUGGCCACAAACGCCCUUGCCUUCAAUCCACAACAAGUUCUCAGCGCGCUCGAUCUCCCCGGGAGCUCUUACCAGUGCGACAACGGCGCGAAGCCAGCAGUCGUUUGCAACGAUGCAUCGUCUGACAAACACAACUGCUCUUGUACUUGCACCAACGGCAUCAAGUUUGACCAACCUCUCGACCCUUUCUCCUCUGCCACCAAUGGAGGCAGCAGCCAAGUGGCCCACGAUGCUGAGUGCAAGGCCGAUAAAGAUUUCUGUCUUGAGCGUGAGCAACAAUUGAUGACCAAGAUCACGGAGCUCACAGACAGCGAGCAAAAGCACGUUGCACGCGAACAGGAAUUACUGGACCAACUCAGUACCUACCAGAAGAAGACGACCACUUACCUGGGUUGUCUCGUCGACAGUAACAAUCGAGUGCUGGGUGACAAGAGCUUCCUGAACCAAGCUGACUUGACCGUGGACAAAUGCGAAACUUUAUGCGCAGGAUUCAAGUACUUUGGUGUUCAGUUUGGCAAAGAGUGCUACUGUGGAAACACGUUCAAGUACGCGACGCAACACAAGCCAGAGUCUGAUUGUAGCCGUCCUUGCACGGGUGACGCGAACCAGAAAUGCGGAGGUGGACAUAGGAGCAACGUUUAUGCGAAGAUUAAUUAG
Alternaria burnsii is the source of this 936-nucleotide messenger RNA. RefSeq lists its product as uncharacterized. Gene Ontology annotation, cellular component: plasma membrane. The transcript is spliced from 3 exons. The coding region runs from base 1 to 936 and encodes 311 amino acids. Lineage: Eukaryota; Fungi; Ascomycota; Dothideomycetes; Pleosporales; Pleosporaceae. The record is from RefSeq and is a predicted model, not a curated record.